CGAACGAGAUUGGGCCUGGUUGUUCUGAUGUAGCAAACAGCACAGAAGAUGGACUCGCAGGCAGGCGGAGGCAAACCCAUGACACCAUGAGUCCUCCAGCUUGGCCUGUGGACUUGUGGUGUUGUCAAAUGACAUCUGGCUGCACACAGCAACAGGCAAGCAAGUCUCAGCUCUCCAGCCAGUUGACAUCUGCCACCUGGUGAUGGUAUGGAAGGAAUAACACAAUGAACCGAUACAGCACCCUCAGACAGCUCGGAGAUGGCACUUACGGAUCGGUCAUCCUCGGACGUAACCUGGAGUCAGGGGAGCUUGUGGCCAUAAAAAAAAUGAAAAGAAAGUUCUACUCAUGGGAAGAAUGCAUGAACCUCCGUGAAGUCAAGUCCUUGAAGAAACUCAACCACGCUAAUAUCAUCAAGCUGAAGGAGGUCAUCAGAGAAAAUGACCACUUGUACUUCAUCUUUGAGUACAUGAAAGAAAAUCUGUAUCAGCUGAUGAAAGACAGAGCUCGGUUGUUCCCAGAAUCAGCUGUGAGAAACAUCAUGUUCCAAAUCCUCCAGGGGCUUGCAUUCAUUCAUAAACAUGGCUUCUUUCACCGGGACAUGAAGCCUGAGAAUCUUCUUUGUAUGGGCCCAGAGUUGGUGAAAAUAGCCGAUUUUGGCCUCGCUCGAGAGAUUAGAUCUCGACCGCCGUACACAGACUAUGUGUCCACUAGAUGGUACCGAGCACCAGAAGUCCUCCUUAGAUCCACAUCCUACAGUUCCCCCAUAGACCAGUGGGCGGUAGGCUGCAUCAUGGCAGAGCUGUACACCCUCAGACCUUUAUUCCCCGGCUCCAGCGAAGUGGACACCAUAUUCAAGAUUUGCCAAGUUUUGGGUACACCAAAGAAGAAUGAUUGGGCAGAGGGAUUCCAGCUGGCCAGUGCCAUGUAUUUCCGUUGGCCUCAGUGUGUUCCCAGUAACCUGAAGACACUAAUUCCUAACGCCAGUCCGGAAGCUAUCCACCUGAUGACUGAUCUGCUCCAAUGGGACCCCAAGAAAAGACCAACAUCUGCACAGGCUCUCAGGUACUCCUACUUCCACGUGGGCCAGGCUUUGGGAACCCCUCAGCAGAUCCUGGAGCAGGACAGACCUCAGCCACAUCCUUUACCCCCACAGCAACCCUUACAGACGCCACUGCAGCAGCAGCCCUUACAUCUGAGGCCUGUGCCCCCCUCCCAGGCCUCUCCCCACAAUCAGCACUGCACCACCUCCAGACCGUUGCAGCAGAUCCAGCAGCCCUCUCUCCUCCCGGCCCCACAGCCCCCAGUGGCUGCGUACCAACGUCACGUAGAGCUAGUGCGAGAGCACCAACCGAAGCACGUUCUCAAGCAGGAAGCAAGCGAAGGACCCCCACAAUCUCUUCUCCCUUACAUUGUUGACAACAGCAAGACAAGACAGGAAAGUGAGAACGCUAACCUGCUGAGCUAUCAAACAAAAGCAAAGGGAGGACGUCGGCGUUGGGGUCACGCCGCAGGACACCUUAAAGGUGACGAGUGGGAUGACUACGGCGACACAGAACCGAUGCCUUCGAGUGUUCCGGGAAAAGGCAACGUCCCCCGAGAGAAGUCGAGGCAGGGAGAGGAGCCACUCCGAAGAUACAGCGACAUUCUGGACUUCAGUCGACCAAACGGAAAAGAAGAAGCACCUUUAAACCUGAACAAGACGUCAGGCUUCCAGGAAGCAUCGAGGACGGCAUCUGCCAAACAACACUACCUGAGACAGUCACGUUAUUUACCAGGCAUCAGCACAAAGAAAAAUGUGGCCAUAAAUGCUAGUAAAGACCGGAGCAAGAGCCAUCUUUGGGGCAAUAGCAGUAUUCCUUUUGGUGGGACUCUACCAAGCAGAGGACUUCACGGUAAUUUCACUUUCCUUUGCAUUUUCAGCUACUGUUUGCACAAUUUUGAAAGAAUGUGUUGUUUCCAAAAACAAGGUACAAAUACAAUCCCAGGAGCAUGCACGCAAACGUUUUACAAAAAAGAUGCCUGCUCUGUUGGUCACAGAGGUCAUCAGGGUGCCUCUUUGGAAUCAGCUGCUUCAAAUUAUGCAACAUGGCGAUCGGGUCGGAGUCAGAGGAACGCCUCCGGCAACAUGGCCAACAAAAGCCCUCCUUGUCAGUUACCACGUGCACCAGUACAGACCAUCCACGGGCGAAUAGACUGGUCUGCCAAAUAUGGACAACACCGCUAGUGGCCUCCCGCGCUUUACUUUACCUCCCAAAGAGAAGGCCUCAUCGUUUUGUACAUACAUCUUAACACAGCAAUAAUGUUUGUUUGUUGCCAAUGUACCAUGGAUGUGGUGUGCAUGUGUGAGGGUUAAAUGCAACCAGCCAAACAUAUUUGCACCUCUGUGAUAUACCGUACUGUAAUCUUUUCUGUAACAUAACUAACUGUCCUGCUUUGGUUAUUACACCUUUAUGUUUUUUAUGGUUUGCUAUUGAACCUGUUUACCAAGCUGUAUACAUGAUAUGCAUAUUAUUAAGUCACUGUGACUUGUUUAUAGCCAAGUAAUUACUUUGCCACGCUAUAUUACUUUGUACAUAUUGCUGGUGUUUUUACCUUUUUUUACUUUGUGAUGCUAGUGAUUUAAAUGUGAUUUUUGUUCAAUGUUUUUCAAUUAAAGUCAAGGCCGUGAUUGAAAUGUCUCAAACACUAACA
Messenger RNA from Nerophis lumbriciformis (worm pipefish), 2692 nucleotides. Its product is annotated as serine/threonine-protein kinase ICK-like. Gene Ontology annotation, biological process: protein phosphorylation. The record is from RefSeq and is a predicted model, not a curated record. Gene Ontology annotation, molecular function: ATP binding; protein kinase activity. Lineage: Eukaryota; Metazoa; Chordata; Actinopteri; Syngnathiformes; Syngnathidae.